Molecule: messenger RNA, 1070 nt
Organism: Trametes versicolor FP-101664 SS1
Lineage: Eukaryota; Fungi; Basidiomycota; Agaricomycetes; Polyporales; Polyporaceae
Exons: 7
Coding region: 120-776 (218 amino acids)
Biological process (GO): mitochondrial respiratory chain complex IV assembly
Cellular component (GO): mitochondrial inner membrane
Source: RefSeq, a predicted model, not a curated record
UCGAUAUCUAAUUCACUUUAGGGUAGGAGCACGCCAAGAAUAGCACGCUGCCUCUGCACGAUGCAUCCACGCCUACGGUCAACCUUGCUUUGCGUCUCUCCCCCACUCCACGACCAGACAUGAAGCUUGUCUCGAAGGAAGAGCUGGACGCUCAGCAGCGCGCGACCAUCGUCGGCGGGCUCAAGGGCUUUUUCGGCGGCCUCGCGUUUGCUCUCCCUGUGUCAUACGCCCUUCACCGCAAGUGGCCGUACUAUCGCGCCCUCCCGCCGUCUCUCAAGGCCUUCGGUGUCGUUCUCGUCGCGGUCCCGUCCUUUGCAAUCUCUGCAGAGCAUGCGGGUCAACGUUUCGAAGAGGCACGCUGGACUGGCGCGGGCAAAGUUGAGCUAGACACCGUACAGGCGCGGCAGAAGGCGCGAUGGGAGCGCAUGACUAUCGCACAGAAGUUCAGCGACUUCGCCCGGCGACACGAAUACGGAAUCAUUCUCACCAGCUGGGCGGCGGCACUCACAGGCUCGUUCACCUACAUCAUGCGCGACCCUUAUCAGUCCGUUCCUCAGAAGAUCGUCCAGGCCCGUAUGUGGGCACAAGGGCUCACCAUUGGCAUCAUAAUCGCCGCGGGUGUCUUGACGCACUCUCAACGCGCCAAAGCGUACGACGAGGAAGAGGACCAUCGUUUCCGGCACGUCGCACCCGAUCACUCGUGGAAAGACAUCCUUGAUCAAGAAGAGAAGGAGCUGGCCGCGCUGCAGAAGAAGCCACCCACGCGCCCGACGUGAGCAACGCUGCGUGUGCGUGUGUACCUUUUGCUCUGCGUGUUUAGGGCUGUACUCUAUAUGUAGACUUGCGUUACCAACCACCCACUUGAUACAAUCAGGCUGUGGGCCCGGGCGUGGCUAGAUCACAUCCCAUCUACGAUGCGGGUUUUAGCGUCAGUGUUGGACCAUCGGGCGGUAUGUAAGCGGGAAUAGUCUCAAUGUUACCCCAUGUAUUUCAUUUGGGGCAGCUGGGACCGGGCCCCGGGCGCGCAGGUUCUCCGCGGGGUUUUCGGGGGAAGCUAUAGGGCGUGUGCA